Molecule: messenger RNA, 4828 nt
Organism: Hemiscyllium ocellatum (epaulette shark)
Lineage: Eukaryota; Metazoa; Chordata; Chondrichthyes; Orectolobiformes; Hemiscylliidae
Gene: nagk
Product: N-acetylglucosamine kinase
Exons: 10
Coding region: 55-1092 (345 amino acids)
Molecular function (GO): N-acetylglucosamine kinase activity
Source: RefSeq, a predicted model, not a curated record
UUGUAUUUGUUACUCCGCUCUGUGUCAGCUGAUCAGGCUCGGUGUUGCCGGACAAUGGGUCACCUGUACGGCGGAGUGGAGGGAGGAGCAACUAGCUCAAAUGUGGUGCUGAUUGCUGAGGAUGGGACGGUCAAAGCCAAGGUCAAUGGACCAGCCACCAACCACUGGCUGGUUGGGCUGGAUAAAUGUUUGGAAAGCAUUAACAGUAUGAUCCUGGAUGCUAAGAAGGCAGCCGGCGCAGAUCCUAAAGUACCUCUCAAGUCUUUGGGGUUGACUCUGAGUGGAGGGGAGCAGGAUGAAGCAAUCAGAGCACUGGUCCAACUGCUGAAGGAAAGAUUCCCAAACCUGAGUGAGAACUACUGCAUCACUACCGAUGCUUUAGGGGGCAUAUCGACAGCCACAGACACAGGAGGAAUUGUACUGAUCUCAGGAACCGGUUCCAACUGCAAGCUCGUCAAUCCGGAUGGCUCAGUGAUCGGAUGUGGAGGCUGGGGUCACCUGAUCGGAGAUGAGGGAUCUGCUUAUUGGAUGUCACUGUUGGCCAUAAAGAUUGUGUAUGAUGCUGUUGACAACUACAAGCACACACCAUUCAACAUCUGUCUGGUGGAGGAAGCCAUGUACAGUUACUUCCAGGUAUCUAAUCGAACGGCACUCCUCACUCACCUCUAUCGUACCUUUGAGAAAUCCAAAAUUGCUGGGUUUUGUCGAAAGCUAGCAGAAGCGGCACGAGCUGGAGACCAUCUUUCUUGUCACAUCUUCAGAAGAGGGGGUCAAGAGCUUGCCCGGCACGUUGUGGCUGUUCUGCCGCACGUGCACAAGUCACUGCUUGAUGGGAAGUUUGGUCUGCCUGUAGUCUGUGUGGGAUCUGUGUGGAACAGCUGGGACCUCCUGAAAAAUGGGUUUCUCGAAGUGUUAAAGGAAGUCAAGCAAAGGCCAAUGGCCAAGAACCUAUGCAAGUUUUCCAUGAUGAAGCUGAAAUGCUCUUCAGCGGUAGGCGCAGCGAGUCUUGGUGCCAGACACAUCGGUUACGAUUUACCGAUGGACUAUGCGAACAAUGUAGAUAUCUUCUUUGAACACUGCUUCAAACUCUAGCGAUAGCAAAGUAAUCUGCUUUGACCACUAAGGUCGUGGUCUUGGAAACUAGAGAUGGUGAUAUCAUUCAACAUGCCUUUUUAUAAAAUUUAUUGAUUUUUGCAUAUGUUCACAUAUCAACCAAAACAAAAGUUUACUUGAGAUUGAAUUGCACUGCACACUUUUCAAUUUGGAGAAGUCACUCCUGUGCUGUAAAAUGUCUGAGUAGAUUGCGAAGCCUUCCCAGCAAGGGUAGUAUCUGUACAGUAAUAUCUCUUUCUCUGUGUAUUGCGUCGGCUCUUACACACUCAGUCAGCAGGAUAUCUGUACAUGAUUAGUUUGAGGCCAUUGAGUCAUAGUCAUAAACAUAUACAGCACGAAAACAGACCCUUCACUCCAACCUGUCCAGGCCGACCAGAUAUCCCAACUCAAUCUCGUCCUACCUGCCAGCACCUGGCCCAUAUCCCUCCAAACCCUUCCUAUUCAUAUACCCAUCCAAAUGCCUCUUAAAUGUUGCAAUUGUACCAGCCUCCACCACAUCCUCUGGCAGCUCAUUCCAUACACGUACCACACUCUGCGUGAAAAAGUUGCCCUGUAGAUCUCUUUUAUAUCUUUCCCCUUUCACCCUAAACCUAUGCCCUCUAGUUCUGGACUCCCCCACCCCAGGGAAAAGACUUUUUCUCUUUACCCUACCCAUGCCCCUCAUAAUUUUGUAAACCUCGCGAAGGUCACCCCUCAGCCUCCGACGUGCCAGGGAAAACAGCCCCAGCCUGUUCAUCCUCUCCCUAAUGCUCAAAUCCUCCAACCCUGGCAACGUUCUUGUAAAUCUUUGUUGAACCCUUUCAAGUUUCACAACAUCUUUCCGAUAGGAAGGAGACCAGAAUUGCACGCAACAUUCCAACAGUGGCCUAACCAAUGUCCUGUACAGCUGCAACAUGACCUCCCAACUCCUUUCCUCAAUACUCUGACCAAUAAAAGAAAGUAUACCAAAUGCUGCCUUAAUUAUCCUAAAUAACUGCGAGUCCAUUUUCAAGGAGCUAUGAACCUGCACUCCAAGAUCUCUUUGUUCAGCAACACUUCCUCUGCAUCAGAGGAGUUUGUGCUUUUUCUCACGCACUCACUUCCUUUCGCCCCCCCCCUUUUGCCCCUCCUUCUCUUCUCUCUUUCUCCCCACCUGAUACAUGUGCACUUAUUGUCUCAGUGCUGCUCUCUAUUCACUGAUUGGUGUGUGGUCUUUUUUGUUUUUUUUUGUACUUUUUUUCUUUUCACCACCAUCACCAACGCUCCACAAUCUGCACACUCAGUUGAAUAAAGCCCAUCACAUUUUUUAUCUCCCUUCGAUCUAAGAUUCUGUCCACAGAUGCUGACUAUUUCCAGCAUUUUGUUAUUGUAUUAGUUGAAUCAGUAUGAACUGGUUUUGAAUUCCUAUCAUCAAGUGAUGUCCAAUACCAUUGGCCUCUGAUCUGCCGUCUGUCACAUCAACAUCGCAGAUGGAAGAGACUUUUCUUAUGAAAAAGUAUCAAAAGAUGCUUUUAUAUUUUCAACUAAGGAAGAGUGCUUUGAACUGUAGAAUCUUAAGUCUUAAACUUAAAAGGCAGUUACAAAGAAUGAAGCCAGGGCCAGCUGAAGUAGAAUGUGAAAGUAAGUUAAAGUACAGAUAAGUAGUGGCAGGCAUUUAAGCAGAUGUUUUACUAUGACACUAGGACUCAACAGCACACAAACCAGCAGCCACUCUCCGACAACAACUCACCAGGACAAAGGACCUGAUACCCACCAUGAGCAAAACCAACUUAGCGUACAAAAUCCCAUGCAAGGACUGCACAAAACACUACAUAGGACAAGCAGGAAGACAGCUAACGAUCCGUAUCCAUGAACACCAACUAGCCGCGAAACAACACAAUCAGCUAUCCUUAGUAACCACACACGCAGAUGACAAGCAACGUGAGUUCAACUGGGACAACACUACUAUUAUAGGAAAAGCCAAACAGAGAACAGCCAGGGAAUUCCUAGAGGCAUGGCUCUCAUCCACAGAUUCUAUCAACAAACACGUCGAUCUGGAUCCAAUAUACUGGCCACUGCAGCGGACAGCUGGAACUGACAACCGGAAGCGGUAGAGACAAACCACUAUAAAUGACGGAGGAAAUAGAAGCGCUUCACAGGAGGCUCCCAAGCACUGAGGAUGUCACCUAGACAGGGGAUGAAACAUCUGCAACACAAAUUCCCAGCUCGGCGAACAGAACCACAACAAAUGUUUUGUAACACAGAUAAAUUCUGUUGAGAGACUGUACAAAUAGUAUGAACCAUCAGAGCCUAAGAAAAGAAGUUGAUUGAACCAGACAAAAUGUGCAAUCCUGUAGAGAGAGAGAUAAAUUAGAAUGAAUAGACUAAGUAUAAAAAUAAACAGCAAGGGUUUUUGGCAAGUAUAUAAAAAGGAAGAGAGUAGCUAAAGUAAACUGGUCACUUUGAGGAUAAAAUGGGAAUGAAUAAGAAAGCAAUUGGGAGAGAUUUUGAACAAAUACUUUGAUUGUAGCAGGUAGGUAUUUGUGUCUAUUUAAGAUGACUUGUCUAACAAGAUAUAGUGGCAGGCAUUACAGUCAGGAGGAGGAUUGAGAUGCCAAUAAUUUUGUAACAUAAAAGAUGGGUUCACCAUAGGAAACCCAGUCUUGUAAAGGUAAAACUGAUAGGAUACUGUAUGCUAUUCAUUUUCCCUAUAUACUUCAAAUAUUUGGACUAUAUGCUGAGAUCUAUGGAAUAAAAUAGAAGCUUUUGAAAGUUGGAUGCAGAAACGUGUGUAAAGUUCAAUUCACAGACAAUAAGAUCAAUUCAGAAACACUUGAAAUUACAAAUUCAAAAAGAACCCUUUAAAAAAUCACACUCAGAACAGAAGCUAUUAGUACCGAAGCAGGACUGGCAAGCUAUUUAUUCUAGAGGGUAACGUGGAGACAAGUAGAAUAGGCGAAGGUGUUGACCUUGAUGUGUUGGAUGAUCGAUAUCACAGCGGGUGCAGACGGCUUCUAGUGGAUACGAAAGGAUGAUGUGAAACAAACGAGUGACUUAUCAUGACAACAGAUUUUCAAGGAAUAGACAUAGGAGCAACAGUGUUCAUGGCAGAAGCUUCAAAACUCCCAAGGAAUGUGAAAAAUUCAGGGGCAACAGGCAGCAGGAAUUUCAUGAUUGUGAGAGAAAAUAUCAACAAACUAAUGAAACAGAAUGCUGAUGAGUUCUUUUGAUUUAGAAUCAGAGAUCUACUGCAAGAAAGCAGGCCCUUCUUCCCAACUUUCCUGUGCUGUCCAGCUUCCACAUUUAAGCCGGUCCAUUUGCUUGCUUUUGGUUCAUAUCCCCAUACCUAUCCCAUCCAUGCACCUGUCUAAAUGCAUAUGAUUUAAAAGAUGCACUGCGGAAAUUUACCAAGAUUUCGUGGUCAGCACCUUCCAAGGUCAUGUCCACUGCCAUCUGGAAGGAUAAGGGCAACAGAUGCAAGGGAACAUCACUGCCUUAUAUCAAUGUUCCUUCAGUGACACUGGAUCAAUAUUCUUUAACUCUGUAAUGUCAUUGUAUCUCCAUUGCAUGGUCAGUUCACCACCCCCUUCUCAAGGUCAACUAGGAUUGGUCAGCCAACCAUGCUCACAUCCUAUUAAUUAAUUUUAAAAUAAAGGUUGUUGACAAUGUGGUCGUGCAAUCUCUGAUCUCUCUAAUGCACAGGAAAGCACAUCGUAAAUUGUGAAUACCGUCUAAUAAAUUGAAAACACAUGUAAAA